This is a messenger RNA of Cooperia oncophora, 885 nucleotides long. Lineage: Eukaryota; Metazoa; Nematoda; Chromadorea; Rhabditida; Trichostrongylidae. The record is from the annotation of a GenBank genome assembly.
AUGAGAUACGACAGAGAUGUGUUGAGCGAGAAACCCAACCGCUCAAAUGGUUUGAUUGACAAUGAUUCGAGUAUAAUGACAGCUGUGUAUAUAGUCUCAAUGGAUGAUCUCCACUUCCGCGUCUGGAGCGCCGAUAAUGUUAAUCCAAGUCGGGAACAGACGGAGACAAAUUCAGCCGCCGAAACGAUAAGCACUUAUGAAUUAAAUGAAUCUGAGAAGACUACCCUUCUGGUGAACAAGAUGUCACUUAGUCGCGGAAAAAGAGCAGAAUCUAUCUCACUGAAGUCGUUGGUCAGUACUCCUACUCGGAAAAGAAAAGAGCCUUUCACAAGUCCAAUAAAACGACUUUUAACGCCAACUAAGUCACCGAUAUCCAAGAUGAUAAAAUUGGGUUCCCCCGUUUUACCGCUGGCCAACAUCACAAAUGCCGACGCCGGAACUCCAAGCAGAACCUCCAUGUCGACACCCCACUCACAACGUCGAGGUCGAAGGAAGAGCGCCUUCCACUAUAGAUAUCCAACGGAAAAUCUGCCGAACAAGGUCUAUGAGCGGUACAUAGCCAAAUUCAAGGCUAAACGUCUUGCUGAAACGCAGGGAACCCCUGCUGUCAGUCUUGAAGCUCAGUCACCAAGCACAUCCAGGAAGAAUAUAGAUGACUACUGCGUGCGAAGUAAUUUUGACAAAACAAAGUCAAUGACGAAGCAGGAGCGACCACGAUUACCAAGUGUCACUGAAUUUGGGGAUUCGGUCUGCUCCAAAAUGCUCUCAGAACAACACCGUGCCUUACAAAACUCACCUCGAAAGCUCACUGUGAAACUGACACCACUGAAAAGCCGUCCACUUGCUCCAGUAAAAGGGUAUACGACUCCCAUCGAUCAUAUAUGA